AAAUAACUCCAGCAACAGUCCAAUAUCCAAAUAUGAGCAGGGAAACCAUAGAAUCGUCUUGUUUCAAUGAUGACAGAGAUAGGCAGGAUACUAUGGCAGCGGCGGACGAAAAUUUCACUUCAUUCAUCAGUGAUGCUCAAACAGCUGCUACUAGAGAACAUCAGAUGAGUGUUUGGCAGGGGAUCAAGCUAUACCCUAAAGCUAUUGCUUGGUCCAUGGUUAUUUCAUCAGCUGUGAUCAUGGAAGGCUUUGACAAUGCCCUUAUUGGGUCCUUCUAUGCCUUUCCAGCCUUCCAAAGAAAGUAUGGUCGACUACUUCCGGAUGGAACAUACGGUAUUGACGCAGCUUGGCAGGCAGGACUGUCCGGUGGCAUGAAUGCUGGCCAGGUCCUUGGCCUCUUACUUAAUGGCUUUGUCGAGGAGCGAUAUGGCCAUAAGAAGACAAUGCUAGUAGCUCUAUUCGCAGUUGUUGCACUGGUCCCUAUGCUGUUUUUUGCCGAGAACAUCCAGACACUCGUCGCUGGCGAAAUACUUUUGGGCCUCCCCCUUGGAACCUUCCAGACACUGACAAUUGCUUACGCCUCCGAAGUCUGUAUGGUCAUUCUACGGCCUUGUCUUACCAUAUACGUCAACCUUUCGUGGGUUAUUGGUCAACUUCUUGCACUUUGUGUCCUGAGAACUCAAAUCGAAAACACAAGUGAAUGGUCCUACAGGAUUCCCUUUUCCAUUCAAUGGGCGUGGCCUGUCUUAAUCAUUGCAGCUGUCGUGUUCGCACCGGAGAGUCCAUGGUGGUAUAUUCGCCACAAUCGCCGUGAGGCAGCCUUCGAUGCCCUUAACCGUCUUGUUGGAAGCGAUAAGUCUGAUUUCAACGCGAAUCAAGCAAUCUCUUUGAUGAUACAUACAAAUGAACUUGAGAAGGAUAUAUCUAUGGGAACUACCUACUUCGACUGCUUCAGGGGUGUCGACCGCCGACGAACCAGCAUCACCUGCCUCGUCUUUACUAGUCAGGCUCUCUGUGGAAUCGGUCUCAUGGCCUACUCAGCCUAUUUCUACGUUCAAGUAGGCCUACCCACGUCCGCAUCGUUCAGCCUCUCACUGGCGCAGUACGCAGCCGGUUUUCUAGGAACAAUUCUAUCAUUUCUUCUCACCUAUUACUUUGGACGUCGAUCUCUCUAUAUCAUUGGACUGUUCAUUCUUGGUAUUAUCCUGUCCACUAUCGGCUUCAUAUCCCUUGGUAAAGAACAGUCAAGUCUCUCGUGGGCUAUCGGGUGCAUAUUUCUCGCCUUCGUCUUCUUUUACAACAGUACUGCUGGAGGGGUUGGGUAUAUUCUGGUGUCUGAACUCUCCGCUACGCGCCUCCGCUCAAAGACACUUGUGAUUUCCAGAAUAUUGUUCAACGUUCUCGGAAUCGUGAAUUCCGUGAUUAUUCCAUAUAUGCUCAACCCAAACGCGUGGAACUGGAAAGCAAAAUCGGGGUUCUUCUGGGGUGGACUAUGUUUCCUACUUGCACUCCUAUCUUACCUUUUUCUUCCCGAAACUAAAGGGCGCACCUAUAGCGAAUUAGAUGUCCUGUUUGAGCAGGGAGUCAGUGCAAGAAGGUUUAAGGACACUGUAGUAGACCCGUUCCAACGUAAUGUGGAUGCAAACCAGGCACAACGUUCGCAAUAAAACCGACACUUUCAAAAGAAAUGGCAGUAGUCAGUAAGGGCAUCAUAAGGGUAUAUAUGGUCUAGAAAUAGAAUAUUAGCGAUCGACAGCUGUCGAAUUAUGGAAGUAACUAUCGAUGAGAGCAUUAGAAAGAGUACUAUAGGAAUAAGUCAC
Molecule: messenger RNA, 1820 nt
Organism: Daldinia decipiens
Lineage: Eukaryota; Fungi; Ascomycota; Sordariomycetes; Xylariales; Hypoxylaceae
Product: MFS maltose permease MalP
Exons: 1
Coding region: 33-1667 (544 amino acids)
Biological process (GO): carbohydrate transport; transmembrane transport
Cellular component (GO): membrane
Molecular function (GO): carbohydrate:proton symporter activity
Source: RefSeq, a predicted model, not a curated record